UGAACCAGCUAUAAACAAAUAUUUUGUCCAAUCAUUUAAUUCAAUUAACAAAAUCUUAAAAAUAAAUUAUAAACAAACCAUUUAGGAAAAGAGACAAAAUAAAAGAUUAUUUUAUUCAAAAUUGUACGAAUAAAAAAGUAUGAGCAAUCAAAAUAAUAGCUACCAAUAGUAAACACAUUCGCAUAAUUAAAUAAAGUUAUAAAUGGAUUUAGCACAAAACUUAAAGAUUUAAAUCAUAAUGAAUUUAAAUAGGCCUUAAGGGAUUUAGAUGAUAAUAAACCAAAGAAAUUUAAGCCUUUUUGUUCCAUAUACUUUAUAGAAUAAGAUAAUAAAUAAAUUUAAAAGCUCAUUUUAGGGAAAAAAAUUCGAAUAUUAUGUUAGAUAAAACAUUAUUGAUUGGCUUUAGAAUAGUUCAAAAAAUUAAAAGAUAGCAAUUUAAAUGUAAGGCGAUAAAUUGUUAGGUGGCGGAUGUGGAUAAUCAAAGAAUGAAUUUGAUUAAAUUACUGAUGCUGUACAUAAAGCUAAUGUAAACUAAUAACUAAAAAGGCACACUAUAUUCAAAAUAGAUGAUAAUUUCUUAGAAGAAUAUAAUCAACAAAAAUAAGAAUGCUUAGAAAUAAUUAAGAGUAUGUAAAAUAAUACAUAAAAGUUUACUUUUAAUACAAUUUAGCUUGAUGAUGAUGAAAAAGAUUUAAAAAGUUAAAAAGAAGAUUAAAAAGAUAAAAAAAGUGUUAAAAGUGAUAAAAGUGGAGCAAAUCGUAGAAGUAGUUUAUUGCAUAUACCUGAUGAUCACUAAAAUGAUAAAUAGCAACAUUCAAUGAGCAAAUUUAGCUUAUACAAAAAAAAAGAGGAAGAAAGUGAAAGCGAAAGUGAAGAAAGUGAAGAAAGUGAAGAGGAUAAAGAUAAAAACAGCAAUCAAGAAUAAGAUAAGGAUAAAAAUGACAAUAAAAAAAACAUAUCUAGUAAAAAAGAUGCUAAAAAGAAUUAGUAAGAAAAUAAAUUAUAGAAAGAUUAAUUAUAAGAUAUUGAUGAAGAUGAUGAUGCUAAAGAUAGUGAGUAGUAUAACCUAAGGGCAAAUAUAUUCUAGCUAGAAGAAUUUAUUUAUAAAUAUAGAAAGAAUUUAGGUGAUGAUAUAGAAAAGUAUAGGCAUUACUUCUAAGAGAUAUUUGAAAUAUACUUAAGUUUUUCAUUUCUAAGCACAAGUUAGUCAAGCUGUGAUGCUAAAGAUCUUAUCAAUCAAUAGAAGGAAAAAAUCAAAGAAAUGAGAACAAUAGUAGAGAGUUAAAAGGACAAUUAGCCUGCACUUGAUAUUGUUUUUUACUUACAUUUAUUUGAGAAAGUGAGAGAUACAGAUUUUGUUAUUAAAUAAAGUAAAAAUUUAAAUAAAUUAAUGAAUUCUUGCAAGUAUUUAGCAUCAAAAAUUUAAUCUGCAGCAGAAAUAGCAGAUAAAACUAGUAAAGGAUAACUUAUUACAGGCAUUGGUGAAUUGAUUUAAUACUAUAAUGGUAUUACUUAGGAUAUCGACUCUGCCACAUAAAAAAAUUUUUUUAAGUUGCUUUUUAACAUUUCAAUUCAUAAUGCGAAAGCAAAUUUAAAAUAGACAGGAAAAAGGACAUUAAAUACUUCGAAUUAAAUUGUAUUUUACAUCUCUAAAUUUAAAGAAUUGUUUGAAGAAAAUAAGAUUCAAGAAGAAAAAUAAUUGCUGACAUAUUUUCUUCUUAAAAUAAGCUUUUUAAUUGAAAUUCUUUUGGAAAUUCACAAUUAAAUUUAUCAAGAAAAAAAUGAAUUUUUAAUUUAAAAUAAAAUGGGAGAAUUUUAAGAGUAAACUCAUAAUUUACACACUGAUGAAGUAAAUCAUUUUAUAACAAUAUUAACAUAAUAUGUUAGAAAAGAUAGUUUAAUGGACAAAUUUAAGCAAAUUAUUAAUCUCUCUAUUAGCGAUAUUUACUUUAAGUUUGCCAAUCUCAAGCUGCAAAUAGCCUUCAGAAAAUUGUUGAUAGCAAAUUAACAAGAGUCAGAUCCUAUUUAUAAAUUAAUAACUAUGAGCUUAUUUAAAUAGUAUAUAGAAGAAAAUGAUGAUUCAGUUAAAAUCUUAUUGUAUAGUGAUCAAUCUUUCUAGUAAUUUGUUAACCAUAAAAAGAAGAAAAAUCCUUCCAAUAAAGAUAUAUUAGAAUGUAAUCAAUAAUUUAUUUAAGAAUUUAUAGAGAUGAAUAAAAAUUGGAAACCUUAAACAUAACAUGAUAGUAACCAUGGAGAUAUAACAAAGUCAAUUAAAUCUAUGACUAAAUCAAUAGAGACUGCUCUAAAAAAUAAUUCAAAUUACAUAGACAAACAAUUAAAUUAAAAAUUAAAAUUAUGAUGAAUACUAAGAAAUAUUUAAAUUAAAACCAGCAA
Tetrahymena thermophila SB210 is the source of this 2394-nucleotide messenger RNA. RefSeq lists its product as hypothetical. The record is from RefSeq and is a predicted model, not a curated record. Lineage: Eukaryota; Ciliophora; Oligohymenophorea; Hymenostomatida; Tetrahymenidae. The transcript has 2 exons.